AUGGCCAACGCAAUGGCUGAGUGUGAGGGCGUGCCGAUAACUCUCCCCAAUGCCGCCCAUAGUCGACAAAAGCUUAACAACUCCUUCCAUCCGCAAGUCGCGGCCAGCCCGCAAGUCAUAGGCUUCACUCCGCGCUUCGAGGUCGGCGCGCAGCUCGGUGAAGGCUCCUACGGCGUCGUUAACGUCUGCCGCGAGAAAGCCGUAUUGACACGUCAGCUGUCGCGCCAACCUAGCUACGGCACAAGCAAACUUCAUCUUCAUCCGGGCGCCGCCGCCGCCGUUGCCGCGGUUGACGGAACUGCUGCGGCUGCCGGAAAGUGCGCCGCGAAGGGCGCCGCAGAUGGCGGAGGAGGCGGCGACAGCGACGAGGAGAACGGGGUCGAGCGACCGGAGAUCGUGGCGAGCGUGGAGAGGGUUGGAGCGACCGAGGCGGCGCUUCUUGCGGCGCGAAUUACGGCGGAAGAGGUGGCGGGAGACGCAGAAGGGAAACAACCAGCAGCUCCGGCGAGGACCGCGGCGGAACCGCCGGCCGCGGGCAAGAUGUACGCGUGUAAGACGGUGGAUAAGAUUCUCAACGUGGAAGGCGGCGCGGCGACUCAGAAGCGGUUGUCUGCUCGCGAUAUAGAGGUGCGCGUUACCGCGCUGAAGCACGAGAUUAAGGUGCUCAAACACGUGGGUUAUCACCCGAACAUUGUGAAAGUUGUCGGAGUGUACAAUAACGAGAAACGGCUGCGUCUCGUUAUGGAACUGUGCGAUGCGGGGGACCUGCUGGGGCUUCUAACGAAUCCUCCCAAGAAGCCGCAGGCGGAAGCCAAUCACGGGGGUGCGAAUAAAGAAGGUGAUCCUAACAAAGGAGCACCAGUCAAAGAAGCCAAGCCUGAGCAGCCGCAUGGGAAACCUUUCACAAAAAUCUCGCAAUUUUUCAAAGGGCUAGCUAAGGGGACUGUCGACCCAAAAACGCCAGAAUCCGGGGCUGCUAAUAACGGGGACGGCAGCAGCAGUGGUACACAGCCCGAAAAAAUGCUGCAAACAGGGCUAUCAGAGCGGCAAACUGCACUGAUGUUCCGACAGCUGGUGAAGGCAGUUGAGCACUGCCACUCGCGGCACGUGAUUCACCGAGACAUCAAGCUGGAGAAUGUGCUGCUGAACCACUGCCGCUGCAGCAAAUGCAAGCCUGCUGACUCAGGCGAAGGAGGGCAGGAGAAUGGUCAACAGAAGCAGCAGCAGGAGCAGGAGCAGAAGCAAGGCGAGCCGUCUACCUGCUCCGGUUACGUCAUCAAACUCGCGGAUUUCGGGCUGGCGAAACUGCUGCAGCCGACGCAGCCCAUGGCGAACGGUAACAAGGGCAGCCAGCUGUACAAGGCACCAGAGGUAGCCCAAAGCCGGUGGUAUACCACCCAGGCUGACAUGUGGUCCCUAGGCGUGGUGCUGUACGCUUUGCUAAGUGCCAGGUUCCCGCCGAGAGAUGGGGAUGGGAUGGUGGCAUGGGAGGCGGUUUCGGAUCAGAGGUUGCUGUUUAAGGGGGGGAGCUGGAAGGAGGUGAGCGGUGAGGCGAAGGCGCUGGUGGGUGUGCUGCUGUCGUGGGAUCCGAAGGGGCGUUUGGAUUGCGGGCAGGUGUUUAAUCACCCGUGGCUGAUGCAGCACUGCAAAUGA
Messenger RNA from Closterium sp. Yama58-4, 1653 nucleotides. NCBI's taxonomy places the organism in Eukaryota, Viridiplantae, Streptophyta, Zygnematophyceae, Desmidiales, Closteriaceae. The record is from the annotation of a GenBank genome assembly.